Ananas comosus (pineapple) is the source of this 1724-nucleotide messenger RNA. RefSeq lists its product as uncharacterized. Bases 70 to 1674 code for a protein of 534 amino acids. The record is from RefSeq and is a predicted model, not a curated record. The transcript has 2 exons. Lineage: Eukaryota; Viridiplantae; Streptophyta; Magnoliopsida; Poales; Bromeliaceae.
UUAUUUUUCGAAAAAGCAAACACCCCUAAAACCCCACAACCGCGGGAUAAGACGACGAGCUCGCCACUCAUGGCGACGACCCCUUCCCUCACCUUCCUCCACCUCCACCUCCUCCUCCCUUCCAAACCCUAUUAUCAUCCCCAUUCCCUCCCCUUCUCUCCUCGCCCCCUCCCCCUCCCCCACCGCCGCCGCCUCCUCUCCUCCCUCACCCACCGCUCCCUCGCCGCCGCCGCCGCCGCCGCCGCCUCCGGCGACUCCUCCACCUCGACGACGGCGGCGGCGGCGGCGGCGGCGGCGGAGGUGGAGAUGGUGCGGGGCGGGGACGGGGUGUGGUCGGCGCGGGCGCCGAGCGUGGUGGUGCUGUGGGACCUGGACAACAAGCCCCCGCGGGGCGACCCCUACGCCGCCGCCUCCGCGCUCCGCUCCGCCGCCUCCCUCCUCGGCCGCGUCCUCGCCGUCUCCGCCUACGCCAACCGCCACGCCUUCUCCCACCUCCCCUCCUGGGUCCUCGCCCAGCGCCGCGACCGGCGCCGCCUCGACCUCCUCGAGCGCCGCGCCCCCGACCCGCCCCCGGAACCCUACCUCUGCGCCGUCUGCGGCCGCCGCUGCCCCACCCGCCUCGACCUCAAGCGCCACUUCCGCCAGCUCCACGAGCGCGAGCGCCUCAAGAAGCUCGCCCGCCUCCGCUCCCUCAAGAGCAAGAAGAAGCGCGCCCGCUUCCGCGCCCGCUUCCUCUCCCCCGACUCCAAGUACGACGACGCCGCGCGCCAGCUCCUCACCCCGCGCUCCGGCUACGGCCUCGCCGCCGAGCUCCGCCGCGCCGGCGUCGCCGUCCGCACCGUCGAGGACAAGCCCCAGGCCGCCGACGCCGCGCUCAAGCGCCAGAUGCAGCACUCCAUGGCCCGCGGCGUCGACUGGCUGGUGCUCGUCUCCGACGACUCUGGCUUCGCCGAGAUGCUGCGGAAGGCGAAGGAGGCCGAAUUGCGGACGGUGGUGAUCGGGGACGGGCGCAGGGCUCUCGGACGGGCGGCGGAUAUUUGGCUGCCGUGGGCGCGGGUGGAGAGCGGGGAUAUCGGCGAGGAUGCUCUGCGGUCUGGGCGGCGGCGAACAAAUGGAGAAUUUGGGGAAUUGGAUCAAGGAUUGUAUUCCAAUCUAAGUUUCUACAAAGAUGGCGGCAACGAUGCGAUUGAAUUGGAUUCGGAUUUGGAUUUGGAUGGUGUGGUGGAUGGGAUUGUGGCGAGGGGUUCUGGGUUCGGCGGAAGUGGAAUCUCGGCAUUUUCUGAGGAGGAACUGGUGGAUGGUUUGGAUGAAGAUGAGUUUUACCGGACGUUUGGGCGGUCGGAGCCUGGAAAGGAUUUGCUGUGGCACAGUGAGGACGAGGACGAGGACGACGACGACGAUGACGGGACCUUCUUAUCUUUUCUUAAAGGGAGGCUCUUUUCUCUCGGCACCUUUACCCGAUUGCCUAGUUCUGUUUUGCGUGCUCAUCAAGAUAAUAUUCUUUCCAUCCUGCGAAAUUACAACGAGCUCAUUGUUGAUGCAAUCAGAUCGUCUGACUCGCUUCACGUGCUCAUUAAGCUACUCUGUAAGAAUUUUAUGCACACUGCAUUUCAUAUAUUUAGACUAUGUUGCUUCUAUAUAUCUGUUUUUUUUUUUUUCCUAAUGUGUCUGUAAACUUUGUGCAUAUUUAUUUGUAUUAUGAAGAAAACUUUCACUUGCUUUCA